CUGGAGGAGGUGUAACAGACUCGAAGCGUACAGUACAUGCCCUGAUCAGGCGAGACAGAGGAAGAGUAUGGACGAGGAUGAGCACUACACCCGCAGCCCUGCCUGGGAAGAGCUGUUUGUGAGAGAGCCGCUAGAGUCUGCUGCAGAGGUUUGCUCCCGCCGCUGCGAGCGCCUCGAGGCUCCGUGCAGCCGGGGAGAAGCGCUCGGGAGAACAGAACCAGCCCCGCCGUGUUCAGACAUGAAGAUGCACACAUGUUUCACAGCAGCUCAUAUUAAAUAGUGAAAGUGUGGAGGCGCGCGGUCGGGCACAAACACGCACAAGCAUGACGGCCAAGAGAACCGCUUUCCAGCCGCUGUCCAGCUCCCGCAUCCCGGCGGAGAGGAAGGGAGCGGCUGAGCGCCUUCAUAACCCCGAGCCCUGUGCCUCUUUCCCGCAGGAGCCGGAGAAACCAGCGGCGUCCUCCUCGGGGGCUGUCGGGGGCUCCGGGCCGGUGCUGGACGAGUCAUCCGACAGCGAGGGAGAGCAGGAAGGGCCGCAGAAACUCAUCAGGAAAGUGUCAACCUCCGGGCAAAUACGGAGCAAGACGAGUGUGAAGGAAGGGUUGCUUCUGAAACAGACAAGCUCAUUCCAGCGUUGGAAAAAGCGUUAUUUCAAAUUGCGGGGACGGACGCUAUACUAUGCCAAGGAUGCCAAGGCGGGUGGCGUUUUGGCCCGCUGGCAGUAUCGGGUCUCUCGUGGUCGCGUGUGCUGGAGGGUGCUUUCCGUCUGCUGGAGCGGUGUCCGCCUUCCGCCGCCUGUUCUUGGCACCAGUGGAUCGGAGGAAGGCUUAGUGGCGAUUCGGUCUCUUAUUUUCGACGAGGUGGAUCUUUCAGAUGCCAGUGUUGCCGAAACAAGCACAAAGAAUGUCAACAACAGUUUCACGGUAAUUACACCGUUCCGAAGGCUUAUCCUGUGCGCCGAGAACAGGAAAGAAAUGGAGGACUGGAUCAGCUCGCUGAAAUCGGUUCAGUCCAGAGAGCAUUACGAGACGGCACAGUUUAAUGUGGAACAUUUCUCAGGGAUGCACAACUGGUAUGCCUGCUCCCACGCUCGCCCUACCUUCUGCAACGUCUGUCGGGACAGCCUCUCAGGGGUCACUUCUCAUGGCCUCUCUUGUGAAGUGUGUAAAUUCAAGGCCCACAAAAGAUGCGCAGUCAGGGCCACCAACAACUGCAAAUGGACAACGUUGGCCUCUAUCGGGAAAGACAUCAUUGAGGACGAGGAUGGGAUUGCGAUGCCACACCAGUGGCUGGAAGGCAACCUGCCUGUCAGUGCUAAGUGCGCAGUUUGCGACAAAACCUGUGGCAGCGUGUUGCGCUUGCAGGACUGGCGUUGUUUGUGGUGCAAAGCCAUGGUGCACACGGCAUGCAUGGAUCUCUACCCUCGCAAAUGUCCCCUCGGCCAGUGCAAAGUGUCCAUCAUCCCCCCUACCGCCCUCAACAGCAUCGACUCAGACGGUUUCUGGAAGGCCACCUGUCCCCCAUCAUGUGCAAGUCCACUCCUCGUGUUUGUCAACUCAAAAAGCGGAGACAACCAAGGGGUAAAAUUCCUGCGUCGCUUCAAACAGCUGCUCAAUCCUGCUCAGGUCUUUGACCUGGUCAACGGUGGACCUCAUUUAGGCCUUCGCUUGUUCCAAAAGUUCGAUAACUUCCGAAUCCUGGUGUGCGGUGGAGAUGGAAGCGUUGGUUGGGUCCUGUCUGAAAUUGAUAAACUAAAUCUUCACAAACAGUGCCAGCUGGGUGUUCUGCCGCUGGGCACCGGGAAUGACCUGGCACGGGUGCUCGGCUGGGGGCCGUCCUGUGAUGAUGACACUCAACUCCCUCAGACACUGGAGAAGCUGGAGAGAGCCAGCACCAAGAUGCUGGACAGGUGGAGUAUAAUGACGUAUGAGAUUAAAAUACCUCCCAAACACAGCUGCCCCACCACACCGGAGGAGACAGAGGACGGCCAGUUACAGAUAUCUGCUUACGAGGAUUCAGUGGCUGCUCAUCUCACGAAGAUCCUGAACUCAGAUCAGCACUCGGUGGUCAUAUCUUCAUCAAAGGUAUUGUGUGAGACGGUGAAAGAAUUUGUGGCCAAAGUUGGGAAGUGUUAUGAGAGAAGCGGUGAGAGUAUGGAGGAGGCUGAUGCGCUUGCUCUCAAAUGUGUGAUUCUGAACGAGAAGCUGGACUCCCUCCUGCAGACGCUGAAUUUGGAGGCGCAGGCCAUGACGCCCUCAGCCCUCACCACGCCACCCAUCGUGGAGGAGGAGGUGGAGGAGGAGGAGGAGCUGGAGGAAGAGGAGGAUCUGAGUGAAGAGUCUAUAACGGAGCUGAAGGAGAACGAGACCGAGAAAGGCUCUGCUCAUAAGCUCUUCAGACCCCGCGAGCAGCUCGUGCUGAGAGCCAACAGCCUGAAGAAAGCUCUCAGACAGAUCAUCGAGCAGGCAGAGAGAAUGGUGGAUGAGCAGAACGCUCACACGGACGAGCAGGAGCUGCAGUCUCCCUCUGACUUCAGGAAGGACAGCGAGGAGGAAAACCGAGACAGUGAGAAGGACGAGGACACUAAAGAACUGGAAGCUCUGCCCUUGGCUAAGUCACUGUGUUUGCCGCCAGAGAGGCGUUUGAGUCGCAGCACACAGUCCUGUGGCUCCUUCUCCAUCACUCCCUUCACCACGAGCAAGGAGAACCUGCCCGUCCUCAACACACGCAUCAUCUGUCCCGGUCUGCGGGCAGGUCUCGCUGCAUCUAUAGCUGGAAGCUCCAUAAUCAGUAAGAUGCUGCUUGCCAACAUUGAUCCCUUUGGAGCCACACCCUUCAUAGAUCCUGACCUGGACUCACUAGAGGGCUACUUGGAGAAGUGUGUGAUGAACAACUACUUUGGCAUUGGGUUAGAUGCAAAGAUCUCACUGGAGUUCAACAACAAACGUGAGGAGCACCCGGAGAAAUGCAGAAGUCGCACUAAAAACAUGAUGUGGUAUGGCGUUCUGGGGACGAAAGAGCUUCUGCAGCGGACCUACAAGAACUUGGAGCAGAAGGUUCAGCUGGAGUGUGACGGCCAGUACAUCCCACUCCCCAGUCUCCAGGGGAUCGCUGUGCUGAACAUCCCCAGCUACGCCGGGGGAACCAACUUCUGGGGCGGCACCAAAGAGGAUGACAUAUUUUGCGCCCCUUCAUUUGAUGACAAAAUUUUGGAAGUGGUGGCUGUGUUUGGUAGUAUGCAGAUGGCUGUGUCGAGGGUGAUCAAACUGCAGCAUCACCGUAUUGCACAGUGUCGCACGGUGAAGAUCACCAUCCUGGGAGAUGAAGGAGUGCCGGUCCAGGUGGAUGGAGAAGCCUGGAUUCAACCUCCUGGAGUCAUCAAGAUUCAGCACAAGAACCGGGCCCAGAUGCUGACAAGAGACAGGGCAUUUGAAAACACGCUGAAGUCUUGGGAGGAUAAACUGAAAUACGACAAGCCUCCGCUGAGGCCGCACCUGUAUCCUCAACACUCUGUGGAUCUGGCCACAGAGGAGGAGGCCACAAUCAUCCAGAUGUGCGCUCGAGCCGCAGAAGAUCUCAUCACCAGGAUCUGCGAGGCUGCCGAAAACUACCAACUCCUGGAGCAGGAGCUGGCCCACGCCGUCAACGCCUCCUCACACGCCAUCAACAAAACACACCCCAAGUUCCCCGAGAGCCUGACAAGAAACACUGCCAUUGAGGUGGCCAGCACCGUGAAGGCCCUGCACAAUGAGACCGAGUUGCUGUUAGUAGGACGAGUGCCAUUGCAACUGGACCCUCCUCAUGAAGAGCUGCUGUCCAGUGUCCUGCAGAGUGUUGAGCUUGAACUGGGCAAGCUGGCUGAGAUCGACUGGCUCUACCACAUCUUACAGCCCAAUGACGAGGAGGAUAACUCGCUUGAGUACGGAAAAAGAAACAGUCGGAGUGGCAUGUUUCGCAUAGUGCCAAAGUUCAAGAAAGAGAAAGCCCCAAAAAAGUCCAGCCCACAGUCAGUUCAGAGGUGGGGCACUGAGGAGGUGGCCGUCUGGCUGGAGCAGCUCAGCUUGGGAGAAUACAAAGAGACCUUCAUCCGCCACGACAUCCGCGGCUCCGAGCUCCUGCACCUGGAGAGGAGAGACCUCAAGGAUCUGGGGAUCUCGAAGGUGGGUCAUAUGAAGAGAAUUCUCCAGGGAACUAAGGACUUGGCCAAGAGUUCGAUGGUGGACCUGUGAGAGACGUCAACACACAUUCCGUUUGUGAGCGAAGAGGAGUGGGAAGUGCUUUGCUGUCGUGGAUCUCUGUAGGAAUAGCUUGUAGAAAAACUAGGGAUGUUUGUUUUAGAGCAAGUGCUGGUGCCAAAAUCGACAAGGAUUGUGUCCGAGACUUUUAGCCCCACAGAAAAGCCAUUCCUCACUUAUCGCGUCGACGGCACAAUCAGGUAUGCAAUUCUCAUCGUGCACGUGACCUCUGGCCUCUUUUACAGAUUCCAAAUCAAGUAGCAGAACAGGACUUCCAAACCGAGAGGAGAGGAGCACACGGCCUCUGAGUAGCUCACUGGCUCUGUGCCUUGCGGUAGACGGCAACAAUAGGAGGGCAAUGUGAUGUGUCAGCAAUAUUCUGCUUUUGACAGCACUGUUUACAUUUUAAGGAGAUGGGAAAAAGACUGCUGGAGUAUCGCAAUCAUAGUCCAGGAAAGGUCAAAGGGGGUUUCCUUCGCCAGUGACAUACUGAUGCAUGGUCUGCUUGCUAUAUUUGGAUAGCUGUUUUACUGCAUGAUCAGUGUCUUGUUUUUUAUUGUACAAACUUGAACAAGUUUUAUAUGAAUUUAGUGUGAUGCCAUUUGUUACUACUGAAGCAUCCCUUUGGUCUAAGUAGACUGCUGAUUUAUUUCUAUAUAUCGAUCUGCAUGGAAACCUCGUGUCAAAGCAGUGUCAUGUGCCAUAUUUAUUGUCAGAUGAGUUUUAUUGGUAAGAAAUAUUUUAAUCUUACAGUAGGACGUUAGGAAAGUCAGGGAAAUAAGUACCAAAGCGAAUGUCCCCUGGCUUUAAAAGCGAAAUGUUCUUUAAGACAUUUCCCCUAAAAUAUUUGAAAUAUUCAUCAAAAAUGGUCAAAUCUGGAGUAGUUCAGGAAAACAUGAACACUGCGACUCUUUGUAGCUUAAAAAACAUUAUUAUACGGUAGUUGAAAUCUAUUGUUUUGAAUAAGAAAUUGCAGUUGACCUGCAACAUUACAUGGUUGAUAUUUACUGAGUUCAGGAACCCAGUGCAGGUUUGAUAGGAGCAUCUACAUUUGGUUGGUGGCAUUACAGGGUAUAAGAGAUUGUUUGUUAAUAUAUGCACUGUAAAUAUACGUUAAAAGGUCCAGUUAUGAGUAAAGCCUUUGUAUUAUAGAAUGCUUUACAUAAUAUUAUCAGAUGACACAUUUAUUUGUGUAUAGAGUACCAUUGUGAAUUAUUGUUUAGUAAUCGCCUUUACACGUUAAGUGCUGUUGUACUCAAUGGAAGGUGCAAUAUUGUAUUUAUUUUGAUACAGUUCUUCUCUAUGAAGCUUUAUAAUGCGAGGUUUUUUCCAUGGAAAACUAAAAAGAUAAACUUCACACACUCCUCUUUCUUCAGUUUUGGAUUAAGAUGGACUUUGGGUCAGACGAAUCAUGCCAUGUUCUCUCCAAAAUUCAUAAAUCUUCCAUUAGCAAAUUGCUGAUUCUGUGCAACCGUGCUUCCAGGAUAAUUUGCUAGAUGGCUGGAUGUUUCCCCACACCAACUAUAAAACUGUUGUGCCUCUAUUUUUUCUGUAAAAUGGAAAAUUUCGAGCUCGGGGCUACACGUAGUUCUACAUAAGCCAACCUGACCAUCAGUGCAUGUGGGACUCAUAACAGUGGAUUUUUGUUGAUGUUACAUUAUAAUGUUCCUCUAGAGGGUGUUCAAUAACAUCAAGG
Molecule: messenger RNA, 5931 nt
Organism: Carassius auratus (goldfish)
Lineage: Eukaryota; Metazoa; Chordata; Actinopteri; Cypriniformes; Cyprinidae
Product: diacylglycerol kinase eta-like
Exons: 31
Coding region: 324-4229 (1301 amino acids)
Biological process (GO): phospholipase C-activating G protein-coupled receptor signaling pathway
Cellular component (GO): plasma membrane
Molecular function (GO): protein binding; ATP-dependent diacylglycerol kinase activity
Source: RefSeq, a predicted model, not a curated record